AUGGCUGGAACUAUGCCACUUCGACCGACGUACGUCGGUUUCGUCCGGGACACUACUGAUGCCCUCCUCAUUUUUGAGGCAUGUCUCUCUGGCACACUCUCUCAUGUUCCUCGUCGACCACAUGACCGUGAGCGUCAAGAUCUCAUCAAGAGUGGCAAUAUCUUCGUCUACGAAGAGCAUGCUUCUGGAAUCAAGCGCUGGACCGACAGCAUCUCAUGGAGCCCUAGCCGCAUCCUGGGCAACUACCUCCUCUACCGCGAGCUUGAAAAGCCCUUCCCACCCGGAGAAAAGAAGCGCGCCAGGGGGAGGAACGGCAAGUCAACCACGCAAUCCGGAGGCAUCUCAAAAGCCCGACAACGGAACACUGUCCCUUUCCCACAAGGCCUCGAACAUGGUAAUGAGUAUCCUUCUGUGCCCAGUGAUGAUGAGCGCCAUCUGGUCGGCUCGCUAGUCGACUCGUACGACUUCAAGGAACAAGGACUGGUCAAGAAGACAAUCAGCAUUACCUACCAAGGCGUGCCUCACCACCUCGUUAGCUAUUAUAAUGUGGAGGACGUCAAGGCAGGUCUGUUGUCUGGUCCUUCGGACGACCCCAGACUCCGCGGCGUUGUCCCUCGCACCGAGCUCAUGAAUGGCCAGAACUUCCGCGCCCCGGUUGAGGAAGCAAUGGGCGGCAGCUACAUGCCAAGCAUGGUUGCCUCUAUCGGCUAUCCGACACUCCAACACCAGUCACAGAUGCAUCAGUCACAGAUGCACCAACCACAGAUGCACCAGCCACAGAUGCACCAGUCACAGAUGCACCAGUCACAGAUGCACCAGCCACAGAUGCACCAGCCACAAGCGCACCAACCGCAAGUGCAUCAGCCGCAAGUGCAUCCGCCUCAAGUGCAUCAGCCACAAGCACACCAACCACAGUACCAGUCACAGACGUUGCACCCAACACAUGGUUACCAACAGACCUAUGCUGGUCAGCCUAACGCGCCUUCUUCAACGUGGUGGUAG
This is a messenger RNA of Fusarium fujikuroi IMI 58289, 1002 nucleotides long. RefSeq names its product pac2-like protein. The coding region runs from base 1 to 1002 and encodes 333 amino acids. The transcript is spliced from 2 exons. The record is from RefSeq and is a predicted model, not a curated record. Gene Ontology annotation, molecular function: DNA binding. Lineage: Eukaryota; Fungi; Ascomycota; Sordariomycetes; Hypocreales; Nectriaceae.